UUUUAUUCGGAUUUUUAUUUGGGUUAUGGGUGAGUGGAGAUGUAGGUAUGCGAUGUGUGUCUUGAGAUGUUGAUGGUAACACGCCCUUUUCGAGAAAAAAGGAGAUGGGUGUCACUUUUUGAUCUGCUUGCUUCCCCUCCAGACUUGUUAUUUAGAAGCGCCGUCACGGCAUUACAUGAAGCAGCUGAGGCUUAUCUGGUUGGCCUGUUCGAAGACACGAACCUCUGUGCCAUUCAUGCCAGAAGGGUUACGUUCAUGCUUAAGGAUAUUCAGCUUGCCAGGAGAAUCAGGAGUGAAAGGGGUUAAGGGAAAGAAGAACGAUAGCAGCAUUACUUUUUUAUCAGAUCUGUAAAUGCCUUUUCAAAUUUCGGGUCUUAGGUUUGGUUAUGAGUUUGUACUCUAUUCAGGCCCGGCCCAGGGCUAAAGCCCAUAAAGCAAACGCUUGGGGCGCCAAGGUUUAUAAGUAUUUUAGGGGCAGUUUGUAUAGCGAGUUUCUUUAGUGCAGUGGCUAUUGUAUAUCUUCUUUCUCCUCUCCGCCCGGGUUCGAAUCUUCCGCCUUCCAUUUUCCCUGUUCGCCUAUAAUAAAGGCAAAUUACCAAUUUUUUUUUUUUUUUUACCUUUGCCAAUAGCCAAAAGAUAAUCGUGAAGAUUGAUUUACCUUUUCUAACUGAUUAUAUUAAAUGAUUAAAAAAGUAAAUUACAAUAAUACCUAUUUUGUUUAUCCUAACAAUUGACGUUCUAUCUUCUCUUCUUCAACUUUCUUCUUUAUUUUUUUCUGCCUAUCAACCAUAUUUGAUCUUCUCUGAAUCUAUGUAAAAAUUUUUCUUUGUUCUUUUUGUUUUCGUUAACUUUUGAUUGUGAUUUACUUGUUUUAUGUUCUAGCAUAUGUAAUCUAUUGGUGUCUAUUAUCUAAAUUAUGUUUUUCUUUUUAAUGUUUUUGAAUUGUAGUCUGUAAAGAAUGCUUCCAGGAAAUAGAAUAAGAAUUCAAUCAAGUGGAGCUAAAAAUAGGAACAAAAAAGCCAGACAAGAUGAAGUGAUCAAAUCUCAAACCAAUGCUAUGCUUAAGUAUGUCACAAUAACUAAAAGUUCUAAACCUGAUGAAAUUUCUGAAGCUGAAGAGGAAAAAGAAGAUGAAGAGUUUGUUAUUGAAGAAGAUGUUCAUGAUAAGAGUGAAGAAGAAACUGCUAGAGAUGAUGCAGAUUGUAUGAAUGUGGACAAAGAACAAUCUGAGAAUGAAAACAUAGAAUCCCAAGAGAAAGUUGAUGAUAUUAGAAGCUUCCAUGAAGAUGUUGAUAUGGAUGAUCUUGGAAAUUGGAAGAACAUUGAACAGAGAAUGAGAGAUUAUUUGGUUGAGAGAGGUCCACCUACAAGACCUCCAGUUGAUUAUCUUUUUCCAAGAGAUCGUAUUGAAAGAUGUUUCACUUAUUCAUGUUUUACAAGAAGGAUGAGCAAUGGAGAGAAACAAGACAGGAGAUGGUUAGUUUACUCAAAAUCUAAAGAUAAAAUCUUUUGUUUUUGCUGUAAAUUAUUCACGCAUGAAACAUUUCCUCCUCUAUUGGUAACUGCUGGAUAUGAUGAUUGGAGAAAUGCUUCACAUAGGCUGAAAAACCAUGAAACUACUUACAACCAUAUUGUUUGCAUGAGCCGCUGGAUUGAGCUUGAAAUGAGGCUGAAAAAGAGUGAAACUAUUGAUAAGCAUUUGGAGGAGGCAAUUAACAAGGAGAAGAAACAUUGGAGAGAUGUUAUGUUGAGGAUAAUUGCAGUGGUAAAGACUCUAGCAGAAAGAAAUCUAGCCUUUCGUGGAGAUGACGAAAAGGUCAGUGAUCCAAACAGUGGAAACUUCUUGGCUUUUAUUAAGAUGAUUGGAGGCUUUGAUGAAGUAAUGAAGGAGCACAUUCGACGGAUUGACAAAGGUGAAACUCAGUACCAUUAUCUUAGUCAUAAGAUUCAGAAUGAGUUGAUAGAAUUACUUGCUAAUGAGAUUAGGAUGGUAAUCUUAAAGAAGAUUCAAGAGGCAAAGUAUUUUUCAAUCAUUUUGGAUACUACUCCUGAUAUUAGUCACAAAGAGCAGAUGACUUUUUUAAUUCGAUGUGUAGAUGUUUCUACGGAUUCACCUAAGGUUGAGGAGUUCUUUUUGUCAUUCUUGGAAAUCAAAGACACAACAGGAGAAGGAAUUUUUACCACUCUUCAAAAUGCAUUGGCUGAUCUUAAGUUAAAUAUUGGUGAUGUAAGAGGACAAGGUUACGACAACGGGUCUAAUAUGAAAGGAAAGCAUAAGGGUGUUCAGAAAAGACUGCUGGAUAUUAAUCCAAGGGCAUUUUACACUCCAUGUGGGUGUCACAGUCUCAAUCUUGCUCUUUGUGACAUGGCUUCUUCAACUGAGAAAGCAGUUUCAUUUUUUGGCACUGUGCAACGUUUAUACAAUCUGUUUUCAUCAACCAACAACUGGGAAGUUUACAGAGAGAUGGUGAAAGGUACUACACUUAAACAAUUAUCACAGACUCGUUGGGAAAGUCGUAUUGCUAGUGUAAAACCAAUAAGGUUUCAAGCUGUAAAGAUACGAGAGGCUUUGUUUUAUUUAGCAGAGAACAGUGGUAAUCUUGGACAUCGUAGUGAAGCUGAGUGUCUUGCAGAAAGUGAAACACAUGGAAUUGGAAGAUUUGAGUUCUUGUUUGGCAUGGUAAUUUGGUAUGAUUUGCUUUAUGUUGUCAAUACAGUGAGCAAAUCUUUACAAUCAGAGGAUAUGGAUCUUGAGGCUGCUAUUAUCCAGUUAGGAGGGCUUGUUGGUUACUUGAAAGGCUACAGAGAAACUGGUUUUGAGAAAGCAAAAGCUGAAGCUAUGCAAACUGCCAUUGACAUGGAGAUCGAACCAACAUUUUCUUCAAAGCCAAAGCGGUUAAUAAAAAAGAAAAAGCAUUUUGGUGAAGAUGCUGAAAAAGUUGAUGAUAGUUACCAGCUAAACGCGGAAGAGAGUUUUAGGAUUGAUUAUUUCAUCAACAUUUUGGAUCAAGCUAUAGUGUCAUUUGGGGUUAGAUUCGAGCAGUUUCAGCGGUACGAAGAAAUCUUUGGGUUUUUGUUUGGUUUGAAAAGGCUAAAGUCAGCAAAAGAUGAUGAAUUGAUGAUAUCUUGUGGCAAGCUUGAAGCUUCUCUAGAGCAUGAUGGACAUUUUGAUGUAGAUGGAAAACACUUGUUUUUGGAACUUCAAUAUCUAAGAGGAAUGUUACCAGAAGAAGUUACAAAGGCGAUCCAGAUCUUGGAAUUUCUAAAAAGAAUGGAUGGUUGUUAUCCAAACACAGAGAUCGCUUAUCGUAUAUUACUAACAAUUCCGAUUUCAGUUGCUUCUGCAGAAAGAAGUUUUUCAAAGUUGAAGCUCAUCAAGAAUUAUCUACGUUCGACUAUGUCUCAGGAGCGUUUGAAUGGACUGUCGAUGAUAUCCAUAGAGCAUGAAUUAGCAGAAAAACUUGAUUACUCGAAGCUGAUAAAUGAUUUUGCAGGAAAAAAAACAAGGAGAGUUAUCUUUCAUAAAUAAUGUAUUACCUUUUUUUACUUUUUAUUCUAUGAAAACAAAUUAAACUUAAUAAUAUUUUACAUUGUCUGAUUAUAUAUUCAUAUUACGAAAAGAAAAAAGUUAUAGUUAGGGGCAUCAUAUUGGCCGUGUGCUUUAGGCACCACGGAUGUCCGGACCGGUACUGACUCUAUUGCUAUGAUUUGGCUAUUAGGCGAAAUGUCUGAAUGAAUAUCA
Molecule: messenger RNA, 3742 nt
Organism: Brassica napus (rape)
Lineage: Eukaryota; Viridiplantae; Streptophyta; Magnoliopsida; Brassicales; Brassicaceae
Product: zinc finger MYM-type protein 1-like
Exons: 1
Coding region: 959-3529 (856 amino acids)
Molecular function (GO): protein dimerization activity
Source: RefSeq, a predicted model, not a curated record